AAGUGUAUGGAGCUGGACCAUCCAGAAUGGUAGCCACUAGGCACUUGUGGCUAUUUACUUAUUUAUAUUUGUUUAUUUUUAGAGAUGGGGGGUCACACUAUGUUGCCCAGGCUGGAGUGCAGCGGCUUUUCACAGGUGCAUUCUUAGUGCACGACAGCCCAGGACUCCUGGGCUCAAGCAGUCUUCUGACCUCAGCCCCCUGAGUUGCUGGAACUAUAGGCAUAUGCACCUCUGCAUCCAGCACAUGUGGUGAUUUAAAUUUACAAUUUAAUUAAUUAAAAAUUAAUAAACUCAGUUCCUCAGCUGCACUGGCCCCAUUUGCAUGCUCAUUAGUUCAUGGCUUGUCUUGCUGGACAGCACAGAUGGAGAACGUUUCCAUGACUGCAGAAAGUUCCAGUGCAGAGCGCUGGCAGAGAUGACGGUGGGAGGAGCAGGGCUCCCGCUAACACCCUUUUGCCCCAUUCCUCAGAAGCCCACCACAGGCCUGUUGGCCAUCACGCUGGCCCUCCACCUCUGUGACUUGGUGCACAUUGCCGGCUUCGGCUACCCAGAUGCCUACAACAAGAAGCAGACCAUUCACUACUAUGAGCAGAUCACGCUCAAGUCCAUGGCGGGGUCAGGCCAUAAUGUCUCCCAAGAGGCCCUGGCCAUUAAGCGGAUGCUGGAGAUGGGAGCCGUCAAGAACCUCACGUCCUUCUGACCUGGGCAAGAGUUGUAGCCUGGGCAAGAGUUGCACUCCAGCCUUCUGACCUGGGCAAGAGUUGCACUCCAGCCUGGGCAACAUAGUGAGACCCCCCCAUCUCUAAAAAUAAACAAAUAUAAAUAAGUAAAUAGCCACAUGUGCCUAGUGGCUACCAUUCUGGAUGGUCCAGCUCCAUACACUUGGGGGGAGGCCUGGGGCCUCUAGAGAUAAGACUAACGAUGAGAAUGACCAUCAUCAUCGUCCUAUCAGCUACCUUUUACACACUAUGUGCCAGACACUAUGUUUAGUAUUUUACCUACCUACCAUAAGACAUUAUCUCAUCCAGUCUCACAAAAACACUUGGAGGUACAUAUUAUCAGCCCCCUUUUACAGAUGAGAAAACCGGGGCUUACAAAAGCGUUAAGCAACUCAUUCAAAGGAAAGGAAGUGUUCUGCUCUCCUCCUUGGAGAGCCUGACCUCAUUUAGAAGACCUGGGGGCUCUGAGAUGCACUAGCUGUGCGACCCUCUAUGGGGGUGGCACUCUUUUUUUUUUUUUUUUUUAUGGAGAUGGGGUUUCACCAUGUUGCCCAGGCUGAUCUCGAACUCCCAGGCUCGAGCGAUCUGCCCACUUUGCCUCCCAAAGUGCUGGGAUUACAGGCAUGAGCCACCGUGCCUGGCCUCUCCUUCUUUAAAGCAGGACAGCAGCACCUUUCCCAUCCACCUUCCUGGCUGCUCUAAGGACCUCACUUGCUCAUGCCUAGUUCAUCCAUGGUGAUGGGCAGCCCGAUAUUCUCACUUCUCCAACCUCGCCUUCCUCAGCUUCAGCAACCUGCUUUGCACACAAUUUCAGCUGCCCAUACCCAUUUGGGAGCCAUUCCUGGACCUCAUCAGGCCUGUUGACACGCCAGCUUUCUCCCUCUCGGAGCUCUCCUGCCUUCUCACUUUCCACUCCCUGGCUGGGCCUUCUUUUUCCACCUUUGUUGCUUUCACCACCAGUGUGUCAUCUCAUCCAGUUGGGCUGACAUACUUCCAUGGCCUUCUAGCCAGCUCUGCCUGGUCACAGGCUCCUCACACUCACCAAAUUCCUCCUCUUCCUGGCACUCUAUUAGUUAAAUAUGUUACCAUCUCCAAUGCUGUCCAAACUAGAAACCCAGAAUUGGUCAGAAAUCUCUCAAUUCCACUUGUAAAAUAUAUCAGGCAGAAUCGUAAGAGAACCCCAGUGACCCUAACCCUCAUGUAAUCUCCUCCCUUGCGCGUGUGGGGAGCCCGUGAAUAUGAUGCGAUUACGUGACGUUACUUUAUAUGGCACAGUUGAACAGAAGAGGAGAGGCUGUCCUGCUGGGCUUGACCUAAUUUACCUGAAGGUUUAAAUCCGGGUGUCAAGACCAGAAGCAGAGAAGGUCAGAGAUCUGAAGCACAGAAAGGAUCUACUAUGCCAUCGCUGGCUUGAAGAUAGAGGCUGUACGGCAAGAAAUGUGGGCCACCUCUAAGAGCUGAGCAUGGCCCCCAGCCUCCAGCUGACAGCCAGCAAGGAAAUAGGGAUCUCAGUUCUACAAUUGCAGGAACCAAAUUAUUUCAACCACAAGAAUGAACCUGGAAGCAAAAUUUUCCCCUAAGCUUCCAGAUGAGAACUGGUUUGUCUGGUUGACAAACCGAGUCCAGCCUUGUGAUAGCCUAAACAGAGAACCAGCCACACCCUGCUGUUCUGAUCUACAGGACUAUGAGCCAGUACAUGGGUACUGUUUUAGCCCGCUAAACUUGUGGUAUUAGUUAAGGAGCAAUGGAAAGCUAAUACAGGCUGGGUGCAGUGGCUCACACCUGUAAUCCCAGCAUUUUGGGAGGCUGAGGCGGGUAGAUCACCUGAGGUCAGGAGUUCGAGACCAGCCUGGCCAACAU
This is a messenger RNA of Piliocolobus tephrosceles (Ugandan red Colobus), 2579 nucleotides long. RefSeq names its product CMP-N-acetylneuraminate-beta-galactosamide-alpha-2,3-sialyltransferase 4-like. NCBI's taxonomy places the organism in Eukaryota, Metazoa, Chordata, Mammalia, Primates, Cercopithecidae. Gene Ontology annotation, biological process: glycolipid biosynthetic process. The transcript has 2 exons. The coding region runs from base 323 to 700 and encodes 125 amino acids. Gene Ontology annotation, molecular function: beta-D-galactosyl-(1->3)-N-acetyl-beta-D-galactosaminide alpha-2,3- sialyltransferase activity; beta-galactoside (CMP) alpha-2,3-sialyltransferase activity. The record is from RefSeq and is a predicted model, not a curated record.